UCCAUAUCUAUCCAAACAGGGAGACUAGAAUUUCCUUGAAUUUCUACGAAUCUAUUUUGUGAGUUUGAGUUCUUUGCUGGCGCAGUUCAAUUGCAUGCUGAUAGAAAGAGACAAGUUUACCAAAUAAUGAAGUUUUAGCUGACGCUUUUCCCAGUUUGGAAACUCGAGGGGUCACUCCACAUUUCUGUGCUUUAAUUUCAUCGUCAAAGGGCAGUAAUGUAGUGGCCAUCUCCUAGUAUUUGAUAAUAUUUUAGCCAAGAGUUUUCCUACAGCUUCUCAUAAAUAGUGGGUCUCAAGGGAGGCCGUACGCCUGCGGGCUCACUGUGCAAAAGGGUGUAAUGUUUUUAUCAGAUUCUGAAAGGAACCCAUGAGCCAAAAAAAAAAAGUUUAGAAAAAUAAAAGUUGCUCUAGGAUCUUAGGAUGACAGAAGGAAGUAUGCAAAUUAAUUCGCACUGGAAGAGUUUCAAAUCUAGUUAGGGAGCCAAACUUAAUGCAGCCGAUACAAUGGGAGAACCAUAAAAGGCAAACAUAUCAAAGAGCUUCAUUUGGUGGUGCAGUCUGCAGGCGUCCAGAAAAAGGGGGAGAAGAGGGAGUGCGCAGAAGAGAAGGCUUCCUGGAAGAGCAUCUUCGGGGUCGCCGUGUGCCAGGCACAUCAACUCUUUUCAGUAAAAUGGAUACAAAAGCAGAUGUGAAGUCCCUCAUGGCAAAGUUUAACACAGGGGGCAACCCCAUGGAAGAGGUCUCUGCCAGCAAUCGCCCCUUCAAGGUCCCUGGGCAAAACUCGCCUUCAGGAGUACAAGCAAGAAAGAAUCUCUUUGACAACCAAGGAAGUGCCAGCACUCCUGCGGGACCUAGCAACGUACCUAAGUUUGGGUCCCCAAAGCCACCUUUGGCGGUGAAACCUACGUCUGAGGAAAAGCCUGACAAGGAGCCCAAGCCCCCGUUUCUAAAGCCGACGGGAGUGGGCCAAAGAUUUGGACCGCCGGCACACUCGGCCACCAGAGACCCUGAGGUGAAAGUGGGAUUUCCGAAACCUCUAGGCCCUAAGCCCGUCACCGUGCCCAAGGAAGAUGCCAAACCUGUGUUUCCCCGGCCCCCUGGGAAUAAGCCUUCACCUCACAGUAUAAACCAAGACCAUGACCUAAAGCCACCCGGCCCCAAGCCAGGGUCUCAUCCUCCAGCCCUGGAAGCUGAGCAGAAGCAAGCAUUCCCCAAGCUGGCUGGGGUUAAAGGCAAGUUUGCGUCGGCCUCACAGGACCAUGAGCCCAAGCCCCUCUUUCCCAAGCCCAUCUUUGGCCAGAAGCCAUCCCUGAGUCCUGAUGACACCCAUGAAGACGAGAGCCCCACCAAGAAUGCGUCUCUACAGAAAGGACCCCCGCCUCCCUUAGGAGCCAAGGUCAAAACUGGCCCUUUAAAACCAGCAAGAGAAGACCAGGAAACUAAAGACCAUGGAGGCGAGACGUCCAGUUCACCCUUUUCUGGGGUGGUUCUGAAACCUGCUGCGAACAGAGGAAGCCCAGGCCUCUCCAGAAAUGCUGAAGAGAAAAGAGAAGAUAGGAAGAUAGAUGCUGCUAAGAACAUCUUCCUGAACAAAAUGAAUCAGGAAGAGCCAGGCUCUGGGGCUCCUCCUGCCAAGUUCCCUAAGAUGCCUUCUAAGUUGACAGUGACAGGGCCCUGGAGCCAAAGUCAAGACAAGGAAAAGGGAGACAAGAAUGCAGCCACCCCCAAGCAGAAGCCCCUGCCUCCGUUGUUUACCUUGGGCCCACCACCACCAAAACCCAGCAGACCCCCGCACGUUGACCUGACGAAAUUCCGAAAAGCCGCUUCUGGAAACAGUACCAGCAAAGGCCAAACGUCUUACUCAACUACUUCCCUGCCACCACCUCCACCACCCCAUCCAGCCAACCAACCGCCAGUCCCAAGUCUACCUCCCAGAAACAUUAAACCUCCCUUAGAUCUAAAAAGCCCUGUAAAUGAAGAAAGUCAAGAUGGUAUGAUGCUCUCUGAUGGUCCUGGAAAUCCAGAUGAGGAACAAGACAGUGAAGGAGAAACAUAUGAAGACAUAGAAGCAUCCAAAGAAAGAGAGAAAAAAAAGGAAAAGGAGGAAAAGAAGAGAUUAGAGUUGGAGAAAAAGGAACAGAAAGAGCGAGAAAAGAAAGAACAAGAAAUAAAGAAGAAAUUUAAACUCACAGGCCCUAUUCAAGUCAUCCAUCAGGCAAAAGCUUGCUGUGAUGUCAAAGGAGGAAAGAAUGAACUGAGCUUCAAGCAAGGAGAGCAAAUUGAAAUAAUCCGCAUCACAGACAACCCUGAAGGAAAAUGGCUGGGCAGAACGGCAAAGGGGUCAUAUGGCUAUAUUAGAACAACUGCUGUCGCGAUUGACUAUGAUUCUCUGAAACGAAAGAAAACAUCUCUCAGUGCUCUUUCAUCAAGAGCUAUUGAAGAUGACCAGGAGGUAUAUGAUGAUGUUGCAGAGCAGGAUAAUAUUAGCAGCCACAGUCAGAGUGGAAGUGGAGGGAUGUUCCCACCUCCCCCAGAUGAUGAUAUUUAUGAUGGGAUUGAAGAGGAAGAUGCUGAUGAUGGCUCCACGCUACAGGUUGAAGAGAAGAGUAAUUCGUGGUCCUGGGGGAUUUUGAAGAUGUUAAAGGGAAAAGAUGACAAAAGGAAAAGUAUACGAGAGAAACCUAAAGUCCCUGAGUCAGACAAUAAUGAAGGUUCAUCUUUCCCUUCUCCUCCUAAACAAUCAGACAUGGGAGAUGAAGUUUAUGAUGAUGUGGAUGCCUCUGAUUUCCCUGCUCCACCAGCAGAGCUGAGUCAAGGAGCCAAGGCUAAGACAGAAGAAAAAGACCCCAAGAAGCUAAAAAAGCAGGAAAAAGAAGAGAAAGACUUCAGGAAAAAGUUUAAAUAUGAUGGUGAAAUUAGAGUCCUGUAUUCGACCAAAGUUGCACCCUCCUUAACUUCUAAAAGGUGGGGCACCAGAGAUCUGCAGGUGAAGCCUGGUGAAUCUCUUGAAGUUAUACAAAGCACUGAUGAUACAAAAGUUCUUUGCAGAAAUGAGGAAGGAAAAUAUGGUUAUGUCCUUCGGAGUUACUUGGUAGACAAUGAUGGAGAGAUCUAUGAUGAUAUUGCUGAUGGUUGCAUCUAUGACAAUGACUAGGUCUCGGUCUUGUUCAUUCUGUUAUGUACAUUUGAUGCCAAAACGAAGUCUGAGUUUUAAUGGACAUGUGAUUGGAUAUCAUAGAAAAUGAAUGCACACAACUACUUGUUACCAUUUGUUAUACAAUUCUGAUUAUCUUUAUGAAGUUUUGAAACUUUGGACUUAGAAAGUGAUCAUAACAUCUUGGAAGACUGCAUCGAAGAGAUGUAAGAAUUACUAAAUAUUCCAUUUCUGCCUCAGCUGCAGUUAUGAAGGCGCUUCUUUUAGACCAUCAGUAGACAGCAUCCCCUCCCUAAAAAGAAAAAAAAAAAUGAGAAGAAAUGACUGUGUUGUCUAAAGAAAUAUGAGGAGGAAGAAUAAAGAAAUAAGGGGAGCCUGGGUGGCUCAGUCGUUAAGCGUCUGCCUUCGGCUCGGGUCAUGAUCCCAUAGUCCUGGGAUCGAGCCCCACAUCGGGCUCCCUGCUUGGCGGGAAGCCUGCUUCUCCCUCUCCACUCCCCCUGCUUGUGUUCCCUCUCUCACUGUCUCUCUCUCUGUCAAAAGAUAAAUUAAAAAAAAUAAAAGGAAGAAAAUACUAAAACAUUCUAUAAGAAGGAAAACUAUUUUCUGAACCUCUAAUUAUGAUUGUAUCUUAUAUUCUUUAUUCAAAUUAUCUAUCUUUAAAGGGGCACAACUGUCUCCUCUCUUGCUGGUGGGAUCAAUGUUUUAAAAAUUACAUUGGUAGCCGAACUUGUGUAUAAAGAUUGUCCCUGUUUGUUAAUUGUGAAUAUAUGUUAAGUAUUUGAUAAGAAUGUAUGCAUUUGGUGUGCACACUUAAGAUUGAAACUGUAGAAGAGUCAAAAAUCAGUUUUCUUUUUGCAGAUUCUUCCGCUAACAGUUUAAUCAUGUGCUCUGUUUAAAGUACUGUUGGAACUAGAGUAGAUAAGAAUGAGGAUUACCCUAAAAUUAUGAAGAAUGGAAGAUGGACUUUGAAAUUAAUUAGGCUUUUAUGGCACCUCUUUACUAUGAAGACUCUUUUGAAGGUUUUUGCUCUUCAGUUACUUCUGUGGAACUUUUUUUUAACCACUUUACUGGAAAGUUGGCCUAAUUGUUUGGACUAGAAUGUUUCCUACUCAUACAUACUCUUUCCCAAAGCAACUCCAAACAAAAUGUGAAGCAUUUGGAUUCCAAAUGCUAAGAACACUAAAGACCAUGAUACAAAAUGCAAAACCCUAACACCCAAGAAAAUGGCAUGUUAGGUAAUUUUUUCACAACUUCAAGAAUAGUCUAAUCCUAAAGCCGGCUCUGCUGCUAAUGAACCAUGAUGUGAUAUUGGGUAACCUCCCAGUUUCCUCAUCUGCAAAUUACAGGAUUAGACAAAAUCAGUUUUUCCCAACAUUUUUAUGACCAGUUACCUCAAACUUCUACAAUCCUUCCCCCAACCCCAAAUCCCAUAUUUCAGAAACCUUUGUGUAUCUUUAAAACUCAUUGAUUAAAUAAUGAUUAAUGCAUUUUCCAUAUUUUAAUAUUGCAAAGGCCCAUUGGAGCUUCUGAAGAGUGGCCCACGGAAUUGAAAUCAUUUCAAAUCAUUGUAACCUCAGCCUUCAUAUGGGUAAAGUGUGAUUUCCAUUUGGUGUGUUAAAAUUUGAAAAUAGAUCGUCAAAAAAAAAAAAAGAAAGAAAGAAAAGAAACCAUCAACCUUUAUUGCUCAAUUUAUAGAGUCUGGAAGUCUAAGCCCCCACAUUAGAAACCAAUGAUGUCAAAGUCCCCCUCCAAUUAUGAAAUACUUUGAUGUCUACUUUUUGAUAGGCUAAGCCAAUAAAUGCUAAUAUGAUGAAAUUAUUUUAAUAGAUAAAUUACAUGGUUCAAAAGUAUUUUUGAUUUUGUUAAACUUGGUAGCAAAUAUACAUAAUACACUGACAGUAUAUCUCCAGUUAUUACUUCCUGAUUGAGAAAAACAUAAAUUCAAUACACUAUCAGUUUUUAAAAUUCCAAAUUAAACCAAGAGAAUAUUUUAGAGUUUUGGGCUAUACACCAAGAAACAGACACAGACAUGCGUACAAAAGAUUUAUGUAAUAGAUAAUCAUCUUAAUAUAAAAGACAUAUUUGACAUAUUAAUUUUAAUAUACUAAAUAUUAUUUCUGUUAUAGUUUUAUGUAUGGAAUUUUGUCACAUGAGAAGAGCUACAAAUAAAUAAUACCUUCAGCAGAUAACUUCGCCUCCUACUUCAUCAAGAAAUUGAGGUCAUCAAACUUUCUCUCCCAUAAUUUGGUCCCACAUCUGCAGAGUCUUUCUCUAAGCCCAAUCUUACCUGUUUUUGCUUCAGCCUCAGAGGAUGGAAUACUUCCUGUUCAAGA
Molecule: messenger RNA, 5487 nt
Organism: Mirounga angustirostris (Northern elephant seal)
Lineage: Eukaryota; Metazoa; Chordata; Mammalia; Carnivora; Phocidae
Gene: FYB1
Product: FYN binding protein 1
Exons: 20
Coding region: 491-3154 (887 amino acids)
Biological process (GO): integrin-mediated signaling pathway; T cell receptor signaling pathway; protein localization to plasma membrane
Cellular component (GO): plasma membrane
Molecular function (GO): lipid binding; protein binding
Source: RefSeq, a predicted model, not a curated record